Messenger RNA from Ruditapes philippinarum (Manila clam), 2742 nucleotides. Its product is annotated as glutamate dehydrogenase, mitochondrial-like. Gene Ontology annotation, cellular component: mitochondrion. Gene Ontology annotation, molecular function: L-glutamate dehydrogenase (NAD+) activity. NCBI's taxonomy places the organism in Eukaryota, Metazoa, Mollusca, Bivalvia, Venerida, Veneridae. Gene Ontology annotation, biological process: L-glutamate catabolic process. The transcript is spliced from 12 exons. Bases 138 to 1757 code for a protein of 539 amino acids. The record is from RefSeq and is a predicted model, not a curated record.
UUUCUUAUUGGUUUGAUAACACCACGUGUGCUACACACCUCCGUGACCGAAACUGAAACACAAGGUCGCAAGUUCGAAGAGGAGAUUUUGUUAUUUUAGUGUGUUUGUUUUUAAGUUGAGAGAAAGAGGAUAACAAAAUGCUGCGACGUCUUUCAUCGGAGGUUGUGCGAAAUGCACAUAAGACUGUUGCGCAGGAUAAUCUAACAAAAUCUUUGUAUUUGACCAGCGUAAAUGUCAGGUCCAUGUCAACUGAAAACAAAGAUGAGUUGGGAUUUUCAGCAACUGUCGAUUAUUUCUUUGACAAGGCCGCCAGUCUGGUAAUGGACAAGCUGGCUGAUGAUUUACCUGGCAAGAAACAGACUCGAGAAGAAAAGCAGCUGAAAGUGAAAAACAUUUUGAAAAUGAUAAAGCCUGUCAACCACUUAGUGAAGUUUUCAUUUCCAAUCAGACGUGAUAAUGGUGAAGUUGAAAUCAUAGAAGCCUGGCGGGCCCAGCAUAGUCAACACAGGACACCUUGUAAAGGAGGUAUAAGAUACAGUUUAGAUGUAAAUGAUGAUGAAGUGAAAGCUUUGGCUCAGUUGAUGACAUAUAAAUGUGCCGUUGUGGACGUACCUUUCGGUGGAGCUAAGGCAGGCGUCAAGAUUGACGCGAAAACUUACUCUGAGAAUGAACUGGAGAAAAUCACACGUAGAUUGACAGUUGAACUCUCAAAGAAAGGAUUUAUAGGGCCAGGUAUUGAUGUGCCAGCACCUGACAUGGGUACAGGGGAGAGAGAAAUGGGCUGGAUCGCUGACACCUAUGCCAAUACUUUAGGUCAUUAUGACAUCAAUGCUCAUGCGUGUGUAACCGGUAAACCAAUCACUGCCGGUGGUAUUCACGGUAGAACAUCUGCCACCGGACGUGGAGUGUUCCAUGGUAUACAGAACUUUAUUAUGGAAGCAUCCUACAUGUCUAUGGUUGGUCUAACACCAGGAUUUGGUGACAAAACUGUCAUUAUACAGGGUUUUGGUAAUGUAGGUCUUCACUCUAUGAGAUAUCUACAUCGUGCUGGAGCUAAAAUUAUAGGAAUUAUGGAAUACGAUGGUUCUAUAUUUAACCCAGAGGGUAUACAUCCACGUGAUCUAGAGGACUAUAAAAUUGAAAAUGGAACUAUAGUAGGAUACCCUCUUGCCAAGCCAUAUGAUGGCAAUAUGCUUACAGAAAAAUGUGAUAUACUUGUUCCCGCAGCUAGUGAGAAACAACUUACAGCUGCUAAUGCUCAUCAAGUACAAGCUAAGAUCAUAGCAGAAGGAGCUAAUGGUCCAACAACGAUUGAAGCUGAUCAAAUUUUCUUGGAAAAUAAUGUUCUAGUUAUACCUGAUCUCUAUUUGAACGCUGGUGGUGUGACCGUGUCAUAUUUCGAGUGGUUGAAGAAUCUGAACCAUGUCAGUUAUGGACGUCUAACCUUCAAAUAUGAGAGAGAUUCUAACUACUAUCUCUUAGAAAGUGUACAGAGGUCAUUAGAGCGCAAGUUUGGCAAGAAUGGAGGGGCCAUCCCUAUUGUGCCAUCAGAUAACUUUGAGACUAGAAUUGCUGGUGCCUCAGAAAAAGACAUUGUGCAUUCUGGACUUGAAUACACCAUGGAAAGAUCUGCCAGGAACAUCAUGAGAACUGCCAUGAAAUACAACCUUGGCCUUGACCUUCGUACUGCAGCUUUCAUUACCUCGAUCGAGAAAAUCUUUAAAGUUUACAAUGAUGCUGGUCUCACAUUUACAUAAAAAAAUCAAAUUGUGUUAAACAUUAUACAUGUGUAAAUUAAAACCAAUAACCGUUUUGUUAUUUGUUUAGGAUUUUAUUGUUUUAUUUUCUAAAGGUUUUUUUUUGGAAAUUUUGUUUCAAGAUAGUUUUUCUGCAUGAUAAUCAGUGUUUAUCUAAAGAAUGAAAAUAAUUAUGCAAUAAAGAGUUUUUUCUUUAUAAAGAAAAAGACUGUUGAAUUGCUGUUGGGUGUAUUAUAAAAGAAAUAAAAAUGUUAAGUGAAAUGUCUGAAGUUUAUAUUGAGAAUCUCUCAUAAGUUGUCUCCCUUUUACAAGAAACUCUCCUUUAGGGGAGUUCUAAAUAGAGUGGUUACCAUGGCUAUGUUAUUGUUUAUGCAUCUGCUGAAUUAUCCGUUUAAAAAAAAUAAAGAAAAAUAAAACAAAUUAAGUAAUAAUUUCUAUUGGAUUUUAAAAUGAUUUGUAUAUAUGGAAUUGUUAGUUGUAUGCAAUAUAAUUUUAAAUAUUAGAUAUAUAAUGUACUACAUGUAUAUAUAUACGAUUCUAUAAUUAGAUAAUGUAGAUAUAUUCCCUGGUGUCUGUAAGUAAACUUGUCAAUCUGGAAUCUCAUUGGUUGAAAUAUUUUAUAUGUCUCUAUGAAUUCUACAUAAUACUUUUUUUUCGCUUCUGCAUUAAACUGUUCAUGGUAAGUCGAGAGACUUUAAAAUCAUAGUCUUCUGAAUAUCAUUUUAUAGGUUAUAAAAAAAAAGAAAAUGUUUGAAACGGUAUGAAUAUUUGAGAUAGGAUAAUCAUGCAACACAUUUAUACAUCAUCCGUAUUUGGGUCACUUGUGUACAUGUACUGGACAUUUAUUGACAAGUUAAUUUUGACAGCAUUCUGUAGAAGAAAAAAGAAGCUUGAUGAAAGUGAAUUGUAAUGUUUUUCAAUGUGUUAAUUCUGAAAUACGGUCACAAGGAACUAGAUUUCAUAGUAAUAAAAGAAACAUGAGGGU